UCUGCUGCGGCGAAGCCAUGGUCUCCAGAGAUGGUGACCAUGAUGGGCGUCCAAAAGUAGGACUAGGACACAAGAAGUCGGCUUCCAGAGAUGCAGCCAGGAAGAAAGUCUCUGCAGAAGCUUCUCGGCCAGAAAAUUCCCCUGAGCCACAGAAGCGGAGUCGAGAAGCCAGGAUGUCAAGGAAUCAGAAAGCCAGGAAUUCGUCUUCUUCUUCAAGAAGUCCAAAAGCCAGGAAUUCGUCUUCUUCUUCAAGAAGUCCAAAAGCCAGGAAUUCGUCUUCUUCUUCAAGAAGAGCAAAAGCCAGGAAUUCAUCUUCUUCUUCAAGAAGAGCAAAAGCCAGGAAUUCGUCGUCUUCUUCAAGUAGUCCAAAGGCCAGGAGUUCUUCGUCUUCUUCGAGGAAGGGCAAGUGGAAGCGGAAACGGUCUUAUCAACCACUGCGGGGUUUUGACCCAAGCAAGUUUGGUGGGCUGAAAUCUGCGACGGCCGCCUUCUUCAUGCGCUUGCUUCAUUCUAAACCUCACGAUCCUCCAUAUGGGACCUGGGAGACUGUCAGGGAUGACGGAAAGUAUCAGUGCACCCUUCGACUCACUGACAGAGCUCAAGCAGCUACCUGUGCGAGGAAAAUGGAGUACAAAGGUCAAGUGUGCCGCAACACAGGAGAUGCAGAGAAGUCAGCAGCCGGUUUGUUUUGGGAUGAUCAUGGUGUACGGGCGACAGCCGCAAUGCUUGGGCCUUCAAGGAAGGCUUGGAAGCGAAGCACCAAUGCGCGGGACUUCCAGGAAAGCUUGAAAGCGAAGCGCCAAUGCGCAGAGAUCAGUGCAAAGCGCGAAGCGCAACGGUAGGGCACUGGCGUAGGUGGAUAGAAAAGGCGCUGAAUCGAACCCGGAAAUCGUCUUCAACUACAUGGACAUGGCUUCUGAAGUGGCCUCGCGCAUUACCAUUCUGCGGGUUCUGUGUAUGGCACGCAUCGUGCGCUUGAUGCAGCUAAAGAAGUUGGUGCCCAGGUUAGUGAUCAGAAGGCAGUAUUCAU
Cladocopium goreaui is the source of this 1030-nucleotide messenger RNA. The record is from the annotation of a GenBank genome assembly. Lineage: Eukaryota; Dinophyceae; Suessiales; Symbiodiniaceae.